This is a messenger RNA of Eruca vesicaria subsp. sativa (arugula), 1460 nucleotides long. The record is from the annotation of a GenBank genome assembly. Lineage: Eukaryota; Viridiplantae; Streptophyta; Magnoliopsida; Brassicales; Brassicaceae.
AAACUAUAAAGAAGAGUAAAUUAGGAUAGAAUUAAAAAAAUUAGUGAUACAGAAAACUUCAUCCAACGUGGAUAUGAAUCAGCAUGUGCUUAUCCUCUUCUCUAUAUGAAAACUGGAUCAGCCGCGUGGGACCCAAUUAAGACGUGUAAAACAGUUCACACUUGCGAGUUUCCACCUUUUAUUUAAUUAAAUAUUUAAAAUUUUCCGACCAAAGGAAGAUUCAUUAUAAAUUGGUCUUUGACAUUACAUCCCCAUCUCUCUCCUUUUCAUCUGUCUGAAUUAUCAAAUCUCAUUUUUUCCUCCUCUCUAACGUUCCUUCCAAAGACAUGGAGAACACCAACGUUUACUCACCGGAAUGUUCACCGGAAAAAUUCUCCUCACCACCACCACCUCCUCCUCCUGUAAAGUCAACGAAGUCUAAAAAGUCAACGGAUAUGUUUCUACAAAAAUGCAAUAGCUUUGCUUCUAAAGCUACAAGAGAUUCAUGGGAUCGUAUGUUCGAUGAAGCUCAUGGAGCUGAUGUUUUGAUUCAUACGGAAGAUAAUGGCUUAAUUUACGCACAUUCUAACGUUAUCGGAAUGGCUUCAGAUGUAAUUAGAGGACUAAUGAAGCAAGAUAAGAGAAAAUCUCAUCGUAAAUCAAUCUCAAUCUUUGGCGUUCCUCAUGAUGCUGUUCGAGUUUUCAUUCGAUUCUUAUACUCUUCUUGCUACGAGAAACAAGACAUGGAAGACUUUGCAAUACACCUUCUUGUAUUAUCACAUGUCUACGUGGUUCCACAUUUAAAACGUGUUUGCGAGUCACACUUUGAAAACACUUUACUCAACAAAGAGAAUGUGAUUGAUGUGUUUCAGUUAGCUCUUCUCUGUGAUGCUCCUCGUCUAUCUCUUCUCUGUCAUAGAAUGAUUCUAAAUAGCUUUGAAGAAGUGUCUACUUCUGAAGGAUGGCUAGCUAUGAAACAAAGCCACCCUAGUCUUCAGAAAGAGCUCUUACGCUCUGUCUCUUACGAAAUUAAUAGUUUAAAGCAGAGAAGUAGAAAACAGAAGGAGAUUCAGACAUACACUCAGCUGUAUGAUGCAAUGGAAGCUUUUGUCCACAUAUGUAGAGAUGGAUGUCGAGAAAUCGGUCCAACAAAGGUCGAAAACCCGCACGAGACGUGCGGGUUUUCAGCCUGCGACGGUUUGGAGAAGCUGUUGAAACAUUUCGCGGGAUGUAAGCUGAGAUCAAUCCCUGGUGGCUGCAGCCAUUGCAAGAGAAUGUGGCAGCUUAUCGAGCUUCAUUCGCGUAUCUGCGUCGACUCGGAGCAAUGCAGAGUCCCUCUUUGCAGUGACUUCAAGGAGAGGAUGAAGAAACAGAGCAGGAAAGAUGAGAAGAGAUGGAAACUUUUGGUUAAGAAUGUUUUGAGUACUAAGAGAAUUGGAGGAUCACCAUACUUUUUGCAGGCUAUUGAUGUUACUAUGUGA